Molecule: messenger RNA, 3781 nt
Organism: Marmota monax (woodchuck)
Lineage: Eukaryota; Metazoa; Chordata; Mammalia; Rodentia; Sciuridae
Gene: Sec23a
Product: SEC23 homolog A, COPII coat complex component
Exons: 20
Coding region: 196-2493 (765 amino acids)
Biological process (GO): COPII-coated vesicle cargo loading; COPII-coated vesicle budding; endoplasmic reticulum to Golgi vesicle-mediated transport
Cellular component (GO): COPII vesicle coat; endoplasmic reticulum exit site
Molecular function (GO): zinc ion binding; GTPase activator activity
Source: RefSeq, a predicted model, not a curated record
ACGUGGCAGAGGCGGCACCAGCCAUGUUGGCGGGGCCGAGGUCCUCCAGGAGGUCGGGGGCGGGGCGGCGCCGGCCCUGAUUUUAGUGCCACGGUUGGUCCUGCCGGGUGGAGGGGACUGACUUUGCCAGGACAAGGCUGCGACAAGGGCGGAUCUCGUAGGAGGGGUAGUGUGCAAUAACAAUCAAGCUUUACAAUGACAACCUAUUUGGAAUUCAUCCAACAAAAUGAAGAACGAGAUGGAGUUCGAUUUAGUUGGAAUGUUUGGCCAUCAAGUCGACUGGAAGCUACAAGAAUGGUUGUUCCAGUUGCAGCCCUCUUUACACCACUGAAGGAAAGGCCUGAUUUACCACCCAUUCAAUAUGAACCUGUUUUGUGUAGUAGGACUACUUGCCGUGCAGUUUUGAAUCCUUUAUGUCAAGUGGAUUAUCGAGCAAAACUCUGGGCUUGCAACUUUUGUUAUCAAAGGAAUCAGUUUCCACCUACUUAUGCUGGGAUAUCUGAACUGAAUCAGCCUGCUGAACUUUUACCUCAGUUUUCUAGCAUUGAAUAUGUAGUUCUGCGUGGUCCACAGAUGCCUUUGAUAUUCCUCUAUGUGGUUGAUACUUGCAUGGAAGAUGAAGAUUUACAAGCCUUGAAAGAAUCCAUGCAGAUGUCAUUAAGUCUCUUACCACCUACAGCUUUGGUUGGACUUAUUACUUUUGGGAGGAUGGUGCAGGUUCAUGAACUUGGAUGUGAAGGCAUUUCAAAAAGUUAUGUCUUUAGGGGAACAAAAGAUCUAUCUGCCAAACAACUGCAGGAGAUGCUGGGACUCUCUAAAGUACCAGUCACCCAAGCAACACGUGGUCCUCAGGUACAGCAGCCACCUCCUUCCAAUAGAUUUUUACAGCCAGUUCAGAAAAUAGACAUGAAUCUCACAGAUCUCCUGGGAGAACUUCAGCGAGACCCUUGGCCUGUGCCACAGGGAAAGAGACCUUUGCGUUCCUCGGGAGUGGCACUUUCCAUAGCUGUAGGACUACUUGAGUGUACUUUCCCCAACACUGGUGCUCGUAUCAUGAUGUUCAUUGGUGGUCCUGCUACUCAGGGACCUGGAAUGGUGGUUGGAGACGAAUUGAAGACACCUAUAAGAUCAUGGCAUGACAUUGAAAAAGACAAUGCCAAAUAUGUUAAAAAGGGAACCAAGCAUUUUGAAGCAUUGGCUAAUCGAGCUGCUACAACUGGUCAUGUUAUUGACAUCUACGCGUGUGCAUUAGAUCAGACAGGUCUCCUGGAGAUGAAAUGCUGUCCCAACCUUACUGGUGGAUACAUGGUAAUGGGUGAUUCUUUCAACACAUCUUUAUUCAAACAAACUUUUCAAAGAGUCUUUACCAAAGAUAUGCAUGGACAAUUUAAAAUGGGCUUUGGUGGUACAUUAGAAAUAAAGACUUCAAGGGAAAUAAAGAUUUCAGGAGCAAUUGGACCCUGUGUGUCUCUCAGUUCCAAAGGACCCUGUGUAUCUGAAAAUGAGAUAGGAACGGGUGGCACUUGUCAAUGGAAGAUAUGUGGACUCAGUCCCACUACAACCUUAGCUAUAUAUUUUGAGGUUGUUAAUCAGCAUAAUGCUCCAAUUCCUCAAGGAGGACGUGGUGCAAUCCAGUUUGUUACCCAGUAUCAGCAUUCAAGUGGGCAGAGGCGCAUCAGAGUGACCACCAUUGCUAGGAACUGGGCAGAUGCUCAAACUCAAAUCCAAAACAUCGCUGCAUCUUUUGACCAGGAGGCAGCUGCCAUUCUUAUGGCCCGGCUAGCAAUAUAUAGAGCAGAAACAGAGGAAGGACCAGAUGUGCUCAGAUGGCUGGACAGACAGCUCAUUCGAUUGUGUCAGAAAUUUGGAGAGUAUCACAAAGAUGAUCCAAGUUCCUUCAGAUUUUCAGAAACUUUCUCUCUUUAUCCACAGUUUAUGUUUCAUUUAAGACGAUCUCCUUUCUUGCAAGUUUUUAACAAUAGUCCCGAUGAAAGUUCGUAUUAUCGUCAUCAUUUUAUGCGUCAAGAUCUGACCCAGUCUCUAAUCAUGAUUCAGCCUAUUCUGUAUGCAUAUUCUUUUAGUGGACCACCAGAGCCGGUUCUUCUUGAUAGCAGCAGCAUUCUUGCAGAUCGUAUUCUUCUCAUGGACACAUUCUUCCAGAUUUUGAUUUAUCAUGGUGAGACUAUAGCACAGUGGCGGAAGUCAGGAUACCAAGACAUGCCAGAAUACGAAAAUUUCCGUCACCUUCUGCAAGCCCCAGUAGAUGAUGCACAGGAGAUCCUUCACUCCAGAUUUCCAAUGCCAAGAUAUAUUGACACUGAACAUGGGGGCAGCCAGGCUCGUUUCCUGCUUUCAAAAGUCAACCCUUCACAGACUCAUAAUAAUAUGUAUGCCUGGGGGCAGGAGUCUGGAGCACCCAUCCUCACAGAUGAUGUUAGUUUACAAGUGUUUAUGGAUCACUUGAAGAAACUUGCUGUGUCAAGUGCUGCUUGACAUAUGAAACAUGUUAAAGACACUUAAGAAGAUGAAAUAUUUCAGUUUCAUUUUUUUCCCUUUUUCAGUUUGUCUGUGGAAACCAACAGAUCUCUCUAAACUUUUUUUUUUGUAUCAGUAUGGUUUGAGAAAACAUAAAAAUGUUCACGUUUGUAGAUAAAGCUGGAAUAUAAUGAGAGCAUUGAGAACAAAUUUGUUUUGCUUGCCACAGUAUUAUAACUGGUUUUAGAAUUUCAAAGUCUUUAUAACUUAAUUAUGUUUAAGAGUAAAAAUAGAGUCUGCCUUGUACAACAGAUAUAACUUAUUUGUAUAUUGCAGACAAAUCCAAAGUGGCACUGAAUAUCCUCACUGACCUUUUAAAAACUUAUUUAAUUUUAGCCAGAAAGGAACAAAUCAAUAGUUAUGAUAAAUGUGAACAUUUUUUCUUAUUUGUUGAAUUUUUUUUUUAGUGAUUUUCAGCACUUACGCAUACACUUUUUCCUGUAGUUUUUCUGGUAACGCAGACUUAUUUAGAAAUUAUCUGACUUUAUAAUGGCAAUUUUCAUGAAGAUAAUUUAAUGUUUUUGAUUAUUUGGAAAAAUUAUUUAGAGAUGAAAAAUUUUGGUGGGGGUAACAUUCCCACAAAUGACAAUAAAUGUGAAAUUCCUACAAAGUACCUAACUUAUGUGACUAACCACAAUAAUUUCUUUUUAAAAAGGAUACAGAAAAUAAAGCAUUUGGUUAGAGUACAUAAAGAAAGCCUUUGCAGUAAAAUGACUAUUGUAACUACUAAACCAAAUUUGGUUUUCACUACUCAUUUUGUUGUUUUCCCUUCUUUUUCUGUGGUAAAUUUUACAUUAUAUCCUUCAGUAUUUUAACACUAUUUUGGGAGUUUACAUUUCUUAUUUCUGCUUCCUUUGUGUGAACUUUAUUAAGUUGUGGCUCUUAUUGAAACAGUAUUAUAUAAUGUUUAAUUAUGUCACCUGAUGAUACUUAGUUCUGUUUUGAUUUAUUCAUCAGUAACGUUCGCUUUUACCUUUUAAAGUUUACUUAUAGCAGAUGUUUACAUUGCUAAAGCAGAUAUGUUUUGACAAUGAAAUUUACAUAUCAAGUACUGCAAAUGAAAGAUGGUGCGCUGAUAUAUGCUUAGAAAGACAGUUCUGAUGAUUGUUACUUGCAUGAACACAAUCAUAUGAUGGUAAAACAGAAAACUUAUAAUUGUUAUAUUCAGUUUGCUUAAGUAAGUUCCAUUUUAUUUGAAUUGAACUGUGCUAGACCAAAAUGCCAAUAAAAUAUACUUUUCUCUGUG